Python bivittatus (Burmese python) is the source of this 2704-nucleotide messenger RNA. RefSeq names its product acyl-CoA thioesterase 12 (gene ACOT12). Gene Ontology annotation, cellular component: cytoplasm; cytosol. The record is from RefSeq and is a predicted model, not a curated record. Gene Ontology annotation, molecular function: lipid binding; acetyl-CoA hydrolase activity. Lineage: Eukaryota; Metazoa; Chordata; Lepidosauria; Squamata; Pythonidae. Gene Ontology annotation, biological process: acetyl-CoA metabolic process.
AGAGCGAUGUGCAAAAGCGGAAAAGACCGCUGGGCCGAGAUUGACGAUGCGGCCGGCUUGCUUAAGAGUCGCAGGAGCGCGCCGAGGCACAUCUAAUUACGCAUUAGCGCAGCAGCACCGGGGGAGGGAAUGCGAAACUCCGGGCAGUCCCUGUCCUGUGGCCCCGUGGCAAAGGGACGCAAGCCGGCGAAGGAGACGGUGCCAUGGCAGGCGCGCAAGUCCACAUGUGCCAGACCCUCCUUCCCGCUCACGCGAACCACCUCGGGGAGCUCAGCCCCGGCCAACUGCUCAAGUGGAUCGACACCACGGCGUGCCUGGCUGCUGAAAAACAUGCUGGCAUUCCCUGUGUAACAGCAUCAGUGGAUGACAUACAAUUUGAAGAGACUGCCAGAGUUGGGCAGAUUAUCAGCAUUACAGCAAAGGUAAACAGGGUAUUCACUACCAGUAUGGAGGUUGGUGUCAGAGUUACAUUACAGGAUCCCUUUACUAAUGUUCAAAAACUCAUUUGUGUGGCUUUCUCUACGUAUGUUGCAAGGCCAAUACGAAAUGAGAAGAUUAACAUAAAACCAGUCAAGCUUCUCACUAUACAAGAUUUCAUAGAGCAUGACCUGGCUGCUGAGAGAAGAAAAAUUCGACUGGAUCAUGAACGCAUGUUUAAUAAUCUAAUGGAUGAAUGUGGCAUGGAUGAUGGCCAUGUUUGCAGUAAAGAGGAAGAUGUGGUUUACACCGAUUGCACUCAUGUGCAGAGCAUUGAACUUGUCCUGCCUCCUCAUGCCAAUCAUCAAGGAAAUACAUUUGGUGGUCAAAUUAUGGCUUGGAUGGAAACAGUGGCUACUAUUUCAGCAAGUCGCCUGUGUCAUUUGCAUCCAACUCUGAAAUCUGUAGAUAUGUUUAAAUUCCGAGGACCUUCAACUGUUGGUGACCGCCUUGUUUUCAAUGCUAUAGUUAACAAUACUUUUCAGAAAAGUAUUGAAGUUGGAGUUCGGGUUGAAGCAUACAACUGUGAGGAAUGGGCCAAAGGUCAAGCACGACAUAUUAACAGUGCCUUUCUUAUUUUCAAUGCUAUAAAUAAACAUGGAGAUGUUCUUAUUCCCAGAGUGAGUUCCAUGACCAAGGACGGCUUAAGAAGGUACCAUGGAGCUAUUGCACGUAAGAAAAUUCGAUUAUUCAGGAGAUAUGCUCUCUUAAAGAAAGAAAACAAUUUCACACCUGAUUUCUGGGACAUUAGCAACCAGACACUCAUAAUCACAAGCAAUGUUAUGGCAUUGACUUUCUUGGCAGCAAAGCCUGGAUGGGAGAUAUGCAUUACUCUAGAUCGUAUACAAAUGUACACUCUGGAAGAGGAAAAUGCUUUGUCGAUCAAGGUUGAAAUGCAAAUACAGAUACCUUCAAAACUGGCAUUCUCCCUUUUAUCUAACUUCUCACUCCAUAAGCACUGGACUAAAUACUACUCAAAUUGUAGAGUCAUGGAGCGUGUGACUGAAGAGGACAAAAUAUACCACAUUACAUCCUCAGCAUCAGCUAAUGGAAAGAAACCCAGAGAUUUUUUAAUUCUUGUGUCUCAAAGGGAACCUUCUAAAACUAAAGAACCUUACGUAAUAGCUAUGAAGUCAGUUGCUUUGACAGCUGUUCCGCCUGCUGAUCAGAACGACCACCAAAGUGAAAUCCAGUGUGCAGGAUUCUUCAUCUACCCCCAUGAGGAUUGCUCUUUGGUUUCUGUCUUCAUCCAUGGCGCACAUAAUAUCAUGCCUUACUUUGCUGGAAAUCUUACUUGUCUGUGGGAAUCAAUUGAAGAUACAGCAUCUAUGUGCAUCCAGUUCUUAGAAUCGGAGAGCAGCAAGAUGAGCUACAUUUAAUUAACCAAUACUGUACUUGAAGAUGACAAAUCACUGAAAUAUUUAUAAUAAACUUUCAAUCUAACAAAUAUUUGUAAUAAACUUUCAAUCUAACAAAUCAAUUGCCACCUACUUACUUUGAAAUCGUCACAAUGACAGUUGCCAUAUCGUCCAAGGCUACAUUGAAUGAUGGACCAUCUAACCACCUUCAAAAUUUUAUAAAAGUCUUCUGAAUGAUAAAAAAAAAACCUUGUAAAUGCAAUCUAUAAUAUUAUUACAUUUCAAAUAUUAUUUUAGAUGCAAAUGUUUAUUUUAAAGUGAGCUUAAAUAAAUAAAUUUGUUAUUUAUUUAUUAUAACAUGUAUGUAUUAGAGGGAACAUAGUCAGGACCAUAUAUAUUUCACAAUCUUGCAAUUGUAUUUCUGUGCAAGGCAUUUUGGCACAAAUUUCUGUAUAAUGAAUCAGGCGAUUUAAAAAAAUAUGUUAUUAACAAAAAUGACAGAUAAAUAUAAAUUAUUUUCUAUUACAAUAUCUGAUCAAUAGGAUAAGAAUGUUUCUUUAAAUAGGCUUCUCUGCUCUGCAUAGUAGGAACAGAAGUAUGUGAAAUUAUGGCAAUUGAUUGGUAUAUCCGAAUCUGCAGUCUUAAGCAAAUAUUUUAUUGAGAUAGAUUUAAUUACUAGCACAGAUUUUCCCCAUUUCCCCACAUCUGCAGAGUGACAAAAAAUGGAAGAUAUGCCCACUUACAGACAUGUUUAAAUAUCUGGUAUAGUCUAGUUUUUCUCUUGAAUUGUGAUAUUCUGCUCUUUUUAUAUUCUACUGUAGGAAUGUAACAAAAGAGAACAUUGUAUAUAAUAAAAAGUAACAGGUACA